UUUCGGAAAAGUUUUGUCGGAAGCUCAGUACUUUCUGUCACAGAUCAUAAAAGCCAUAGAUGACAUAAUAAUGGACGAUAACACAGGACUCGAUGAUCUGGAUGGCAUCAAGUGCAAAUUGCAAAUUUGCGAUGGACUUCUCGCUUUUUGGAAGAAAUGCGUGGAACGCGUUUCUGCCCUCGAAAAGGUUCAAGCUGCCUACGUAGCAUCGUUAUGCAAUAUUUUACCAGAAACGACGAGAAUGAUUUUUGAACAUUGCAAAACCAGUCCAAAAUAUGGAGCGCUAUUGGACGGUGUGAUGCAAGAAUUGAAGAAUCUGUUUGCAAAAGCAAGCGAGGUCUUCAAGCUAUUCUUUGCCACUUUGAACGGCGUAAUCGUCUUCGACACGGACGUGCAAUCGGAAACGGAGCUGUUGACGAAAGUGGUCGAUGCUUACGGUAACAUUGCUUCUAUUGCGAAUGGAAUGGAUACUAAGACAUUUGUUGAGUUAUCCGAAGCAUUCUCCAAGCUGGCCAUUGUUUAUCAGAACGAAAUUAAAUCAAACAACAUCAUGACAUGUCUCAUUCAAAUGGCAAAGGAUACGUCUUGCCUUUUUUCUGUUAUCAAGGAUCAGAAUGAUAAGAGCGCAGAACGAAAUGUAAUAGUUGCUAUGCGCUUGCUAAGAAUCCUUGAGAAAUUAACAUCAUCUUACGAUGCCUCUCUCACUCAUGAAAUGACGUCAAACUUAAUAGAACUUCUGACACGAAUGCACGGAUACUGCUGCUUAACAAAAGGUAGCGAGAAAAUCUUGGCCGGCGCUGCGUCUUUUUUGAAUAUAAUUUUUAAUCAUACUGAUUUUAAACAGGUAUAUUUUGAAUACGGAAAGCAAAUUGUUCCAUGUAAUCAGUAUAUAGAUAGAUUAAAUUAUCAUUUACUAACGAUUGCUAUCAUGAAUAAAUUGAAUAGCAUUCCAUAUGAACAUCACUGUAAAUGGUUUUUAGGCUCAGAUUCGAUUUUGGAUGUUGCUUUCACAUUUAUAGAUUAUCUUGAAGAAGAAAUUUGCGCUGAAGAUUUACGACUGUCAAGCGUUUGCGGGAUUGGCGAACGAAUACGUUUCGUUAGUAUUUAUGAGGCAACUUUGGUAUCCGUUUGCAAUUUGGCCAGUCAGAUUCCCCCGGAAGGCUUUCAUGCUCUCGAAUUGUUUCUACUAAAACAUUUACUGUCUGAUCAUUUUUGGAGUUCCCUAUUAAGCUCGGAUGUUUGGUGCUUCAUUGGCAGACUUGGCUCUUCACAAUUGUGCGUCGAUCAUAUUAAACAUCUGAUUAAAAUUUCCGCCGCCUUGGUAGAACGACAUAACAGCAUAGAAGCAAUUAUGCUAGAUAACAUGAUCAUCAGAUUGUACGAUUUACUAAACGAAGACAUGAAAUCCACUUUGAUUGAUAACCUUAUCGAUCUGGAUACGGAUUAUCCUUCUAUCCUGUAUUUGUUAAUGGCAGAGACCAAAUUUCUUUCAUCGGAACGAUUAAAGCAUAAAAUCGAAGAUUUACCGAAGGCUUUCUUAGAUUUGCAGGAACAUCCUUCUACUUGUAAUUGGAAACGACUUAAGCAGAUCUUGUCCGUUAUGAUAGCAGUGAAUUACAAUGAUAACGAAGAUGUUAUUAACGUUUUAACUAAAAUAUGGAGUUUCGUUGCAGAUGCGAUUAUUGACUGCGAAGACAAACAUCUGGAUCUACUGUCUGAUUUAAUUGUUAUUUUGCUAGACGCUACUCGUUUCAAGCAUCUUCAUGAUGACAGCUUUUGUAUGAUUCUUACGUCUGUCACAACUGUAGGCGUUUAUCUACCGCCUCAAGGCAAAAUCAAGAUCUGUCAUUUUCUGCGACAGAAUGUUGAGAGUCUUAGUCAUUGCAGUGUUUUAAGCGUUACAUCUACUUUGAUUGAAUUGUUUAGUUAUUUACUAGAAGAUAAGGAUCCUUGGGUAUGCCAAGAAGCUCUGGAGACCUUUGAGGACGUAGGACAUAUGUGUUUGGAGCAACUAGUCGCUGAAAUAGCGAAGGCUUUAGCAAAGAUACCCAGCAUCAGCGAUAUUAUGCAAGCCUACUUAUCCUUGAGACCAUACUAUAAUUUUAAGAGUUUUACGGACAUACAAGAUUAUCUUAGAUAUUUGGCUAAAGCUGUUCAAAAUCAUGACGAUGAGCACAAAUGCCAUGAGUACAUUGAAUCCGAGAGAAAAGACAAGAUGCCGAAAUUGGAGGAGGGGAAAAACUCGUGUGAAAUCAUCGUGCCAAUGUUAAUACAGUUGGACGGACAAGCAGAGAUGCUGUACAAAGGAUUGAUAAAGGUUUUAGAAGAUCAGGCUGUUAUCAGCGAGGCGAUGUGCAGGAGAUUGAUAACCAUUCUUGAAAAAAUUCUUCGAGUCCAGGAAAACAAAAAUUCCCAGAACUGAUAGUUCGUCUUUGCGAUAUAUUAUAAAAAUGGAUAGUCUUUUUAUCAGUGAUAAAGAUGAAGCAACAGCUUAUCAAAAUAGUAAUAAAGUAAUUGGA
Messenger RNA from Cyphomyrmex costatus, 2519 nucleotides. RefSeq lists its product as uncharacterized. Lineage: Eukaryota; Metazoa; Arthropoda; Insecta; Hymenoptera; Formicidae. Bases 71 to 2422 code for a protein of 783 amino acids. The transcript has 12 exons. The record is from RefSeq and is a predicted model, not a curated record.